Molecule: messenger RNA, 477 nt
Organism: Penicillium brevicompactum
Lineage: Eukaryota; Fungi; Ascomycota; Eurotiomycetes; Eurotiales; Aspergillaceae
Product: chitin deacetylase CDA4
Exons: 2
Coding region: 1-477 (158 amino acids)
Biological process (GO): carbohydrate metabolic process
Cellular component (GO): membrane
Molecular function (GO): hydrolase activity, acting on carbon-nitrogen (but not peptide) bonds
Source: RefSeq, a predicted model, not a curated record
AUGUUUCGCGCCAUCCUCACCACCUUCAUUCUAAUGGUUCCACUAUACUACAUAUAUAAACCCCCAAGUCUACUCAUCCGCUACUUCGCCCAUCGCUGGCCAGACGUGCUCUUCCACGUCCCAACGACCAAAAAGAUCGUCGCGCUAACAAUUGACGACGCGCCUUCGGCCCACACACCCGAGAUUCUUCAUUUACUACAAACGCACAAUGCAACUGCUACCUUUUUCGUCAUAGGGUCGCAGAUUCCAGGCUACGAGCCUGUCCUAUCUGAUCUGGUUCGCGCGGGCUGUGAACUUGGGAAUCAUGCUAUGUACGAUGAGCCCUCGCGUUCCCUUGGUGAUGACCUGUUAGCGGACCAGAUUCAAGACGUGCAUGUGAAGAUCGCUGAAGCGUACGCUGCUGCUGAUCUCGAGGAUGAGAUCGUUGCUGAGCCGAUUGGGGUAUCGACUGGUGCUUGGCGACGUGUAUCCGCAUGA